GGGAAAACGAAGAGAGAGAAACAGCGAGCGAAAAACAGAGAGAGAGAUGGUGAGAGAGAGGUCGAGUAACGACGACUUGCAUAGCUUGCUGGAAGCAAUUACAUCUUCAGAUGUUGUUGAGAGCCGCGUUCAACUUCUUAUCAAACUCGAGGAGUUGGGGAUAUCUGAGAAAUCUGAAUUGGGUUCUCUUAUUGAAUCCCUAAUAAUUUUCUGGGAAGACUUCACAUGCUUGGACAUUUCCCAGUGCAUGUUAAAUAAAACUAUUUUGCAUGUAGCUGCAAAAUAUCUUGAGUUAGACAUAUCAGGAUGUCUACGGCACUUUAUUUCUCUUGGUAUCAAGGCAAGCAUAUGGUGUGGAAAGCAUUUGAAGAUGACACUUAUGUCGACUGAGGAGUCUCAAGAAGAACAUUGCAAUCUCUUUUUCCAGUUGCUUGUGGAUCUGUUGAGGUACACUGCUGCUAGUUUUUCAGCUUUAGCAAGAUAUCCUGUUUUAGACGACAAGGAGUUGAUGGUUACAGUUGAGAAAUUCACAUUUGAACUGUUAAAUCUGACAAAUAGUUCAAUAUCAGAAAUCAAGAGAAUUCAUGAAUUUGGUUCGGAAGUACUGAAAGUGGGACAGCAGGUCCUUGAUGCUGUCAUACGUCUAUGCAGGGUGUAUUCCAAUGCUGUAAACUGGGAUUUCCUUGAUGCAAGAACUGAGAAAGAUAAAAAUGGCUCAGAUUGUGAAGAGGCUGAUAAAGCGAAUCAUGUUAUCAGCAUAGCAAAAUGCACUGUAAAACAAUUGUGUGAAUUGGGAGUCCUAGCAGCUAAUGAUGGUGGGAGUCUAGUGAGUGUGCUUAAUUUGUCAUGGAAAGGUGUGGUAACACUGCUUCAGCUUGGGAAGGGGGCUUUAGCCAUAAAAUUGGAUGUGGCAAACAUUAUUCUGACUCUAAUUUCACUGGCCAAUGAAUCUUUGAGAUGUGCAGCUGAAACUUGGUCUUCUUUGCUAACAGAAACAGUUUCUGUGCAAGAAGCAAAAAGGAUAUUCCUUCCUGUAAAAUUUUAUCUGAUUAAUGCAGUAAGAAUAUCCUCCCAAUACCCAUGCCAGGCAUUUUCAGCAUUCAAAGAUAUAACACUCUGUGUCUUGAUGAUCUCCACGUUUAGAAUCUUAUUGAGUAAAGAAGAACUUUUGAAAUCUGCGAGUGAAGUAUUGGCAGAUCUCUUGGAACCUGCAUCCUUCCAUUUACUGAACUCUUUAUUAAAUUCAGCUCAACUGAAACAAGAGGACAAGUUCCAAAUUCUGGACUGGUUGUUCCAUGAUGAAGAUGAUUCAAAUUUUAUCCCUGGAGAUCCAAGUAAUAUCCAUAGAACUUCUAAGAUGGAUGCUAUCUUCUCUAUAAGUAGUGACAAUAUGCAUGGGGAAAAAGUAUUAUUGCUUGGUCGGAUUGCCUUAUUUCUUAAUCUUCUGAAAACUGCUCCUGAUCUUGAAGAUGAUGUAAGACUUGGGAUCACUAGAAAGCUUGGGUGGCUUCUAAAUAUUUUAGCCGAUGAAGAGGUGUAUUCUUGGUGUCUUAUUUUGCAAAUUCCUAUACUAUGUGGUUCUGGUAAAACUCCAGAGCUAGCUUAUCAACCUAUGUUCUUUUCUAUUCUGCAUGCACUGAAAACCUUCAUGAUUGUCGUCUCUUCAAGUUUAGCUUGGAGGGAAAUGGAGACUUUCCUUCUCGAAAAUUUCUUCCAUCCUCACUUCCUUUGCUGGGAGAUUGUUAUGGAUCUUUGGUGCUUUAUGGUGCGGCAUGCUGAGGUAGAAAUGGUGAAUGCCAUUAUUGAUAAACUUUGCUUACUAUUGAGGUCUGUGGCAUCUUCAGAAUCGGUUCUGAUUCCUGGUAGUGCUCUACGAAAAAUCGCAAGAUCAAUUUGCAUGCUUCUCACAUAUGUUUCACAAUCUACAGUAGAUCAAGUCUACAGUGAAAUUGUUGGCAGUAACAGAUCUCAGUCGUCAUCCAUUCUGUUUGUAGCGUUGCUCAUGGAAGGAUUCCCGCUAAAUUUGCUUUCUGAUAGAAUGAAAAGUAUUGCUACAAAAAGAAUUUUAAUUGAAUACUUCGAGUUCAUGGAGAGCUUUGAUGAUGUAUCAAUUAGAGGGUGUGGUUCUGGUGUGUUUGGUGCACCAGUGUUUGCUCUGUCUGCUUCCCUGCGGUCUCUUCAGGACAGCAUAUCUGAUAUUGACAUGAAGACCCUGAGAUUUCUAGUUGUUGUUAUUCGUAGCUAUGGAAAUACAGUGGAUAACGUAAUGAAAGACCAUUAUCGUAAGCUUCUGAGUGAAACUCUAGGAAUCAUCUCAAAUGUGAAGCAUCUAUAUGCAUCAGACGGGAUGGAAGAAGUCAUUUUGGAGCUUCGUAAUCUUUUUAUCUCUGGGCCUGUGGUCUCAGAUACUCGACUGUAUCAAUGCAAACCAAGCCUUGCCACUUUCAUGGCUGGCCUUGGUCAUAUUGAAUUGGCAGAGAAUGAUAAUAGUACAAAGAGCUCAGCUGUAUGGGAGUUGUACCACAUUUUAUUCAGAGAGCAGCACUGGGCAUUUGUUCAUUUGGCAAUCACAGCCUUUGGAUAUUUCGCCGCCCGUACUUCUUGCGUUCAGCUCUGGAGAUUUGUGCCACAAAAUGCAGCUCUUUCAUUUGAUUUAGAGUCAGGGAAUGAGGCAAACGAAGAGAGAUUUAUGUCUGAGUUGAAGACAUUUCUGGAGAAGGAAAUGGCUCUUCUUACAGUGAUACCUAGCACUGAUCAACUUCAAUUGCUUGUAAAGGAAGGUCUGAAGCUAAAAGAAAUGAUUCGGAAAUGUCAAACUAUUGAUCUGGGUGUUAUAGAAAAUGAAACCAUGGAGAUUGACGUUGAAAACCAAGCCAAUAAAAGACGGAAACUUCCUGAUGGAAUUAACCAAGGGGUGGAAUUGCUGCAGAGCGGUUUGAAAAUUAUUUGUGAUGCUCUUCCUCAUUUGCAGCAAAAUCAUUUUGACUGCUCUGAGCUUCAUGACAAGUUCUUGAUUCACUUUUCACACCUUGAAGAUGAGAUUGGCCAUUUAGUUGGCCUAGCUGGUACCAGCUAAUCACUGUUUUCAGCCCAUACUGGAGAACAUUCAAAUAUGCUGAACAACUGAAAACUGGUAUAUAUAAAGUGCUCAACAGUGGAGUCGCUUACCUUAGCUUGGGGUAUUGUGAGCAUCCUCUAUGAAAUCCCAGGUACACUGACUGCCCAUUGGUCAUCACCAGGCAACGAUCUUUGGCACGAAAAGCAUUCCUUACGCGGGUUAUUUCACCUGGAAUGUGAACAUAGUCGUCGGCAAAGAUGAAGCUUACUACUGUGACCUGACAUCAGGAAGUAUGCACGGCCAGUUUGAUUUGUUUGACAGCAAAAGAGACGAGUAGCGAAAGGUGUGGUAUUAAGAAUUUCAAGUGCUUUUGGAAGGUGAGAGAGGAUGGUUUAUACUUUUUCUUGACUAGUAGGAAUGAGUAUGUGUUACAGUACAAGUGGCAAUAGUAGUGAAGAUUGUGUGUAGAAGUUAGAACUUUAUAUGCGUGGAAAUGGUUCUGCAUGGUUUGUUAAGUUGAUGCAGCUCUAGCAUUUUUCUAUUUUUAGAAGUAAAAAUAAGUCAUUUAUUUUAUAUUAUACCUUGUUUGUCUGGCACCUAUGAAGCAUGGAUGCUUUGAAAAA
Molecule: messenger RNA, 3681 nt
Organism: Camellia sinensis
Lineage: Eukaryota; Viridiplantae; Streptophyta; Magnoliopsida; Ericales; Theaceae
Source: RefSeq, a predicted model, not a curated record